Molecule: messenger RNA, 1251 nt
Organism: Anopheles darlingi
Lineage: Eukaryota; Metazoa; Arthropoda; Insecta; Diptera; Culicidae
Exons: 4
Coding region: 1-1251 (416 amino acids)
Source: RefSeq, a predicted model, not a curated record
AUGGAAAUGGAUGCCACCGUGGCAAAGACACUCGCCGGUUUAGAUGAGCUGCUGGCAAGAGCAGAGGCCAGUUUGAGCGAUGCGGCCACCAUCACCAUCACGUCUCGGGAGGGGUCUUCUGGCCACGAGACAUCGGUAAUAAUGCCCGAGGCAAAAGUGUUAGUACAGCUGUAUGCAAACUCGAAGCGCGGACUCGCGAACUUGCGGCUUCAGUGGUGCGUGGACGGCACUUUUACGGGCAGAGUUCCAUACCAAAAGCACUGCUGGCUGCUGAUGUGUCGCGCACUGCCACGGGGGCCAGUGCUCACGGCUGGCGCCUUUGUCGGCGAGCAUCAACCGGCAGAUGCAGACUUUCUGCAGUGGUUCGUGGCAAGCGCGAACGAAGCGGUCCGGACCGGGCUGCCGACCGGGCGCGGCGACGGAUCGUGCGUCCCCCUUGAACUGGCGCACUUCAUCGGGGAUGUGGCUGCACGUGCCCUGGCGAUGGGAACCAAACGUAGUGGGUACGAUGCAUGCCCGCAAGGGUAUUGCGAAACCGUAAUGGUAGGCCAUGUACCGUACUACCCUUUAGAAGAAGGUCCGGAGCGGGCGACGGAGUGCUUUGCUGAGCCUCCGACAAAGCGGAAGUUUGUCUGCAGGCCGUCACCGGUCCACGAAUUAGCGUCCUUCCAUCCGGUCAAGGACGUUAUAGCGUGUGACUUGGUGCACGGCCUGUAUGGAAGCAUAAUGCCUCGCAUUAUGAAGAUGGCAAAGGGCACGUACGGCGUGUUACGCCGAGCUAAGGCCUUGUGUCGUUACCUGCCAGUCGAGGCACCUCGGCAAAUACCACAGGCCCAGCUAGCAAACCUCACACGGAAAGAGUAUAGACCCAUUUUCCUGGUGGGAAUUUCACUCUUCCGCGUUCUUGACCCUCCUCACUAUGCCAUCUUCAUGAAGCUUUGGUUAGGUGUUCGCCUGCUCGGCACCGACCCAAAAGCGUGCUUCUCGCCCGCCAGAAGUCUGCUGCAGGACUUCGUGAAGCUUUCGCAGCCGGUAUUUCACCCGUCAAUGCCCGGUACGGACUACUACAGUCACAUGUUGCUGUAUAUGGCCCGGGAGGCGGCACAGCAUGGAGUGCAAAGCAUGGCGAGCUUUGAGGAACACAUCGCCAGAUUCCGCAACCUGCAGUACGAGAGUGGUGUGGAAGACGUGCUGAAGGAUGUGGUCGCUCGGCCCUCGAACUGCAGGUCAACGAGGCAAAGACCAAAUUAA